GCUGCUUUGCUCAGCAGUCCGGACUCGAGCAGGGCGUGUGUCUUCCUCGCGCCCUCGCUUACUCUACGGUCACGUGGUCUUCAAUGGGCUAGACGCAUACAAUCGCCAGUCUGUUCAGUAUUCCGCGCGCUCGUGUUUAUGGCUGUUUGUCCUGUGUCGGAUCAGAUCUUGCGCGGUUCUCGUUAAGACUUGUUAUAGGCUCAUUGGAGUGGUUGCAGGCUGUAGAAAGGGCGUUCGCGAAAGGCGACUGUCCAGCUCUGCAAGGGAGCCUUACAGCAGGAAGUUCCAGGUGAAGACAGCCAACGCCCAUACACAGGUGCAGAAUUAUGAGCCUCCUCUCAAGUGCCUUUACUCAGGGAUACAACACAGAAUACUGGGAAUGGGAUCCCAAGGCCAAGUCCCCAGCUGCCCAGCUGUCUUCAAAUCAGCUGUGUGUCUACUUCCAUGUGGACUCUGCCCUGGAGAGUAGAGGGACAGCAGGGGUCAGGGGCACUAAAGGUUUCACACAUGGCGAACACUAUUGGGAGAUUCAGUUCCUGGAACCGCUUUAUGGGACAUCAGUAAUGGUGGGAGUUGGGACAACACAAGCCCAGCUACACCUGGAGGAUUACCAGUUCAUUGAUUUACUUGGAAUGGACAAAGAGAGUUGGGGUUUGUCUUACAAGGGAUUAAUUUGGCAUGAGGGGAAGCACAGAAAAUAUACUGAGCCCUUCUAUGAAAAAGCUACCAUCAUUGGCAUUCACCUGAACUUGCAAACUGGAACACUGGAAUUUUAUAAAAAUGGCACGGGCCUGGGCCUGGCCUUCUCUGGAUUGGAUAAGGUGGGUGCCCCUCUUUAUCCCUUGGCCAGCUCUACUUCAGCAGAGACCGAACUGCAGCUUGGUUUUAGGUGCUGGCACUUCACAUCACUUAAGGAGCACUGUCUCUAUGCUGUGCUGCAACAUAUGAAAGGCACAAGCUACAUUGACACUCUACCUCUUCCCAGAAGCAUUCGCAAUCAGCUCCAGACUUAUAAGAAGUUGGCAAUGCCUGCUUGGAAUUUCUUAUCUUAAUAUCAUUGAGAUUUAGUCAUCAGUUGGAUUAUGGAUGGAAAUGGACAAGCAUGCAAUAUGGUUGGGAUGUAUUGAUGAUAAGACAGAUGGUAAUAGGCUUUGUGGUAAAACAGGCAAAUACAGCUCAGGCACAGCCAGACAGACACAAGCUGGUGCAGUGGUGGCCAAAAACUGUUAACACCAAAGUCCAGACAGGUACAGCCAUAUUUUCAAUGAGUGGAUAUGAGAAGCAGCAACUAUGUUAAAUAAAGGUGGUAACAAACGAGGAAAACUGCAACAAAAUAUGCUUGGCUUAACAGAACAGCACUCCAAAGCAUGGAACGAUCCCUCGUUAUCAUAACACAGCAGCCACAUGUUCAGAAACUUAGCACAAUAGCAGCACACAUUUAGGACACACUCCGGUCUGUGUUUGAAGCAACUGACUCUAAAUUGAAGUGGAUCAAAGGAGGGAUGUUAGGAUGAGCCAGUCAAAGGAACAACUUGUGC
Messenger RNA from Erpetoichthys calabaricus (reedfish), 1538 nucleotides. RefSeq names its product SPRY domain-containing SOCS box protein 3. The transcript has 5 exons. The record is from RefSeq and is a predicted model, not a curated record. NCBI's taxonomy places the organism in Eukaryota, Metazoa, Chordata, Cladistia, Polypteriformes, Polypteridae. Gene Ontology annotation, biological process: proteasome-mediated ubiquitin-dependent protein catabolic process. Bases 327 to 1052 code for a protein of 241 amino acids. Gene Ontology annotation, molecular function: protein binding. Gene Ontology annotation, cellular component: SCF ubiquitin ligase complex.